CUAUGUGUCAGUGUUGCCAGCAGACCUGUGCGAAACAAAAGCACUUCUCUCCCCACGUUUAACGCCUUCAAAGCACGUCUCAAAGCUGUUUGAGUCGUAAAGCUGUCAAAGGAAACAAGGAGUUACGCGGCAGAGUCGCAGAUUACGCACGAUUACAGCAGCCCUUAGACAAAGUUGGGCUCUGUUGUCUUGGCUUUGGUGGCAAGAGCAGGAGUGGCUUGAUCCUAAAGCAGCUCUCCAGAUCAGAUUUCACCCAAACCAGCUGUGCGAGAGGGAGCAUUGCCUUUUCUCCCCUGUCUCCCUCUCUCCAUGUUGUAAGCGCGCUUCAGACACCCAGAAAGCAAAAAAGGGGGGAGUGACGGAGAGAGUUUGCCGAAGGAAUUUCCUUUCUCCCAGGCGAAAUCUGAAAAGUCACUAGAGUCUCCAAAACAGCGGCGAGGAUGGAUGACCAGCCCCGGUUGAUGCACUCUUCUCACGGGGUGGGCAUGGCCGGACACCCCGGCUUGGCGCAGCAUAUGCAGGAUGGCACGGGAGGAGCGGACGACGAGGGAAGAAAACAGGACAUUGGAAACAUAUUACAGCAAAUCAUGACCAUAACCGACCAAAGUCUGGACGAGGCGCAGGCCAGGAAGCAUGCGCUGAAUUGUCACAGAAUGAAGCCGGCUCUGUUCAACGUCCUGUGUGAAAUAAAAGAAAAAACAGUACUCAGUAUCCGUGGAGCUCAGGAGGAGGAGCCACCAGAUGCACAGCUCAUGCGACUGGAUAACAUGCUGCUGGCUGAGGGUGUGUCUGGUCCUGAGAAAGGGGGCGGGUCUGCUGCUGCUGCAGCUGCUGCUGCUGCGGCAGGCGGCGUCGGCUCCGAUAACUCCGCCGAACACUCAGACUACAGGGCCAAGCUGUCCCAGAUCCGUCAGAUCUACCACACAGAACUAGAGAAGUAUGAGCAGGCGUGUAAUGAGUUCACCACCCAUGUGAUGAACCUGCUGAGGGAGCAGUCUCGCACCCGGCCCAUCUCCCCCAAAGAGAUAGAGCGCAUGGUGAGCAUCAUCCACCGCAAGUUCAGCUCCAUCCAAAUGCAGCUCAAACAGAGCACCUGCGAGGCGGUCAUGAUCCUGCGCUCCCGCUUCCUCGACGCAAGGAGAAACUUCAACAAGCAGGCCACAGAGAUCCUGAAUGAAUACUUUUAUUCCCAUCUCAGCAACCCUUACCCCAGCGAGGAGGCCAAGGAGGAGUUAGCAAAGAAAUGCUCAAUUACAGUCUCACAGGUAUCCAACUGGUUUGGAAACAAAAGGAUCAGAUACAAGAAAAAUAUUGGAAAAUUCCAAGAAGAAGCCAACAUGUACGCUGCCAGAACCGCCGCUAACGCAACCAGCGUCUCCACCCACGGCAGCCAAGCCAACUCGCCUUCCACACCAAAUUCGGCCGGUUCUGCUGGCUCUUUUAACAUGAACUCCGGGGAUUUGUUCAUGAGUGUUCAGUCUCUGAAUGGGGACUCAUACCAGGGGGCCCAAGUGGGGGCCAACGUUCAGUCACAGGUGGAUACUCUUCGCCAUGUUAUCAGUCAGACAGGAGGAUACAGUGAAAGCCUUGCUGCCAGUCAGAUAUACAGUCCACAGGGCAUCAAUGCAAACGGCGGCUGGCAGGAUGCCCCGACACCGUCCUCAGUGACCUCGCCCACAGAAGGACCCGGGAGCGUCCAUUCUGACACCUCCAACUGAUCCGCUUCAUUCAUCUUCACCAUCUUCAGACUGCUCCACUCCACAUCAACACAUCCGCAGAUCUGGAUUACUCUCCAUCAUGGUCACACACAAUCAUGCCGUACCACCGUGGAACAUUUGGAAUACUUUACAAGAUUUUAGAAAACAAUUAUGAAUAAAAAAAAAGACAAAAAACAACAACAAAAAAAGAUGUGUUUGUACAGUUUUCACAGUGUAUUUUAGGUGGCACAGGGCGACUAACUAACCUGUGACUGUUUCAGUCUUAUUGAGGCUAUUGUUAAUGAUGGAACAACCAGUCGUCGUGUUUCAAUUUAAAUGCUUCAUUCUACCUCUCAGCAAAAAAAAAAAAAAAAAAAAAAAGGAAAAGAACAAUUUUGUUUUCUAAAAAAAAAAAAUGUUAAUAACAGAUACCACUUGAUAUAGUGCUUGAGAGGAAGCUCUCCUUAUUGGUACAGUCAAAUAAUAAUGUCUCUUUUAUUCAUUCAUUGUGAUAUCUUGACUUUUUUGUUUCUUUGUUUGUUGUUUCCCUCAUUUUAUUUGUCAGAAAGCUCUGAUUUUCUGAAUUUCACAGUUUGUGCCAGACAAAGCUAACCUUUAUUAUACAUGUUUGUAUAAAACACUCAUUUGGAAGCUGAUUAUUAUGUAUUUCCUCCAUUAGAUAAAGGUACAACUUCACUUUUAUCAUAGAGAGCAGUCCAAACAACUUCUGUCAUAGAUUUCAUUUGGACUCAUUUCCUCACUCUGUUUGUUUUUGAGGACACUGUCUGCGAGUCGAUGAAAAUAUAACUGAUUCCGGAAAUGGCGGAAGCAUCAAGUCAUUACGGCCCAUAAUGACAUUUCCUCCCCGCUUUCACUUCAGAUUGCUUUUAAACGCUCCCUUAGUCCCUUUCCCCAGCAAGUGAAGGAAUUUAACAUAAAGAGCGAGAUAUUAGUUUGAUUUAUACAAACGGUACCCCAAAUCAUAAACAAAACAAGCACUAAUGCUCUUUAUUUUUUGAAAUUUGUUCCCUUUUUAAAAGUGUUAUUCUUUAUCAUUAUUUUUUUAUUAUUAUUAGCAAAAGUCUGCAUCGGUAUGCCAUGUUCUAGCAAAUGCUAAUCUGAGGUAUUGUUGUUUAUCCUGUAAUUUGAAAACCAACUGUGAGUGUACAGUUUUUGAAACAAUAAUGUACAUUUAAUAUCAUCAGAGUGUUGCUGGUGAGCAAAAUCCUUUUGUGUAAAUGCUUUAAAAGAAUAUGAAA
This is a messenger RNA of Danio rerio (zebrafish), 2956 nucleotides long. NCBI's taxonomy places the organism in Eukaryota, Metazoa, Chordata, Actinopteri, Cypriniformes, Danionidae. The record is from RefSeq and is a predicted model, not a curated record.